Messenger RNA from Rotaria sordida, 363 nucleotides. Lineage: Eukaryota; Metazoa; Rotifera; Eurotatoria; Philodinida; Philodinidae. The record is from the annotation of a GenBank genome assembly.
AUGUUUGAAGAUACAUUACCAGAUUUCGUCAAUAAACAUAAUAAUGAUAAAAUAGCAUUAUUACAUAUUGAUUGUGAUUUAUAUUCUUCAACUAAAACAGUAUUUAAUUAUUUAGGAAAACUAUUAGGUCCAAAAUCUAUUAUUGUAUUUGAUGAAUUUUGGAAUUAUAAUGGUUAUGAAGAGCAUGAAUGUAAAGCAUUUUAUGAAUGGUUAAUAAAUGAAAAUAAAUUAAAUUCUUUUAAAUGGAUUGGAUAUUGUGGUGAAUGCAAUACUACUCAGUAUAUAAAAAAGGGAAUAUAUCCAGAUCCAUUUUAUGGACCUAUCUUUCCACUUACUGAAAGAGUUGCAGUACAAUUAAUAUAA